Messenger RNA from Esox lucius (northern pike), 1896 nucleotides. It is a transcript of the gene hemk1, whose product is annotated as HemK methyltransferase family member 1. Bases 170 to 1246 code for a protein of 358 amino acids. The record is from RefSeq and is a predicted model, not a curated record. The transcript has 11 exons. Gene Ontology annotation, biological process: protein methylation. Gene Ontology annotation, molecular function: protein methyltransferase activity; nucleic acid binding. Gene Ontology annotation, cellular component: mitochondrion. NCBI's taxonomy places the organism in Eukaryota, Metazoa, Chordata, Actinopteri, Esociformes, Esocidae.
GUGAAUACACUCUUAACGAAUGAUUUCAAUUGUGUAAAGUCAACUUAUUUAAAUACAUUUUGUCGCAAGUUAUUUGUUAUAAAUACUUUCAAAGUAGCUACGUUUGAUCUCUAAACGUUUAUACGUCAACGGAUGCAAGUGUUGAUCUUUUGUCUCAGACAAGUGGACUAUGUGGAUAAGAUUACGAAGAUCAUUGAAUGGAUUUUAUAACCGCGUUGACCCACUUAUAGUCCGGUGUAUUGGACACAAGCGGUUGUACACAUUUCAUUCUCCUGGUGUGGCUGAAUGCAUCCCAGCCAUACCUACAGACUACAGACUCACUGUGCAGGAAUGUGUCACGUUAUGGACAAGACAUUUCCAGCUGCGAGGUGUCUCAGAACCACGUCUGUCCAGCCAAUAUAUCAUUGCACAUUUGCUGGGCGUUAAAACAUUAGAGAGCCUUGGGCAGGACAGACUGGCUGAAUUCCUGACACACAAACAGAUGGAGCAGACAUGGAAGCUCUGUACCAGACGUCUUACCAGAAUGCCGGUGCAGUAUGUGAUUGAAGAGUGGGAUUUUCGAGAUCUGACCCUUAAGAUGAGUCCUCCGGUGUUCAUUCCUCGACCUGAAACUGAGGAGCUGGUUGGCCUAAUGCUUGCAGAUCUCCAAGUGAAGCAGGGGACUGGAGUUAGUGAGGAGGCCAAUCUUCGAUGCCUUGAAGUGGGCUGUGGCACUGGUGCCAUCUCCCUCAGUUUGCUUAACUCCCUUCCACAGCUCAGAGCGAUCGCUUUGGAUAAAAACAAAGAUGCUGUGGAACUCACAGUGGAAAACGCACAUAGUUUGGGGCUCCAGGACCGACUCGAGGUUCACCAUAUGGAUGUAAUAAGAGAUGCAGACAUGAUUGUGAGAAUGUGCAGUCCGGUCUCAGUUUUAGUCAGCAACCCUCCGUACCUGUUCUCGGAGGAUAUGGCAUCUCUGGAUCCUGAAGUCCAUAAGUUUGAGGAUCAUGAUGCUUUGGAUGGAGGUGUUGAUGGAAUGCAGGUGAUAAGACACAUUCUAACCCUGGCUCCACAGCUCCUGUCGAAUAACGGUCGUGUGUACUUGGAAGUUGACCCACGUCAUCCACCGUUCAUUCAGCUGUGGGCAGAGGGCGGUGAACGAGGGCUACGCUACGUCCACACACACCACGAUUUCACCGGCAGGCCUCGGUUCUGCGUCCUUGAAAAUGACAACGCGACAUAUAUCAAGACUAGGACCAGCAUUUAGAGACCGCCUGAGAUCUGGAUCCUGUUUCCGUGGCCCCUGGCCGACCUACCAGAGCCCCAACACCUCCAUCCCCCCGCCCCGUACGCAUGCGUACCAGUCCCCCCCAUAAAAGUUCAAACUCACAAACCCCAACAAACAUAUAUUGUAUAUAAAUUUUUACCUGGGGACAUUAAUGUGGCUGCUAAUGUGUGUUUGUGUGGCAAUAAGAGUAAAUGGUAGGGAGGGAGGGAGGGAGGGAGAGAGAGAGGGGGAGAGAGAGAGAGAGAGAGCACUAGGCUGAAGGUAAUUACUGAGAGGCUUUACUUAGAAUCCUCCCUCUUAGAAUUUCACCCUCCCAGGAAACGUGCAAUAGUUCUGCGAAUCGACUGAUUCCCCCUCCUCCCACUGACUCGCCCGCUGACUCAGAUUCCCCUCUUACACAAAAACACAUUGGAUCCAGCCCUCCUCUGAGUGCCUCGGCCACCUCCUAGAUCCUGCUGUACACGUAGUUUGCCGUGAGUGAGUGUGAGGCUCGGCCCGCCGUCUGUUAUGAAGGUAACCUCGGAUGUUGACUUACAAACCCAGAGUGGGCACACUACACCAUGCAACCCACUGGGGUUUCCCUCUGCACAGUCAGGCCUAUAGAGUUUCUUCUGGAAUUCGAAACACGA